AUGGUGUCGGGAGAGGCCUCUGAGCGACUGACUGAAAAACUUGAUAACAUUCUGUUGAGGGAUCGGAGCCUCUCUCUCUCGCUCUCUCUCUCGGUACUACAACUACCACUUGUCGACUUUCUUAGACUAAAGCAAUUGGUGCAACAAGUCAAAAACGACACCAUCUCGAAGGAAGAUCUCAUUCAAUCCUUGAACUCGAUUUGCACCUCAAUACACAAUCUCUACAUUGCUCAAAAGCGGGAGAUUCUGGACAAUGACAGCGAGUUCAGUGAGCUCUUAAACUCCUUCGACCUCGAAGACAGUGGAGACAACCGAGGAGGCAAAGGGGAAGAAGGAGAGGAGGGUGAAAUGCGUUCUACAAUGGUCUCCAAAAUGGUGCGCUCCUGGCUUGAGACUACCUUCACAAAGCAAGCUACUUGGCAUCGCAACACCAGUAACGCACCGCGCCUCACUUUCAAGCAAGCUGUCAUCAAAAUCAAGGCACGUAUCAAACUCCACAGGCUUUUUGGAACAGGCGCGUUCAUUUGCCUAAAACCAUCACCUGAGGCUAACGAACUGUUUCGUGAAAAGGUGAAAGAUUGGAGCUUUGAUGUUUUCCACCUCAACACAUUGAUCGAGGGCCAUGUGCUAACGUACAUGGGUGUAAAAAUCUUCCAGCGGCAUCGAAUUUGCGAUAUCUUUAAUAUUCCCUGCAGAGUGUUGGAAGCCUUUCUCUCGCAGCUUGAGCGCGGCUACAGCAAGUACGGCAACCCCUAUCACAAUCUUAUCCACGCUGCUGAUGUCGUGCACACAUGCAAUUCCAUCAUGGAGGGCUCGGGUCUCACCGAGUUGAUGACGCAGGAGGAAAAAUUUGCUAUUCUGUUCGCUGCGUUGAUUCACGAUUUCGAGCACGCGGGAACCACUAACGGCUACCAAAUAAACGUGAGGUCGCAAUUAGCACUGUUGUACAACGAUCGUGGUGUUUUGGAGAAUCAUCACAUCAGCGCGGCUUAUCGCGUUGCUCAACUCCCCGCUUUCAACAUUUUCAUCAACGUGCCUCGAAGCAAAUUCCAGGAAAUACGACAGCUUGUGAUCGAGAUGGUUCUCAACACAGACAUGUCUCUGCACUUUUCUCAAAUCAAAAUGGUCACUAAACUUCUGAAACUGCCCGAACCAAUUGAAAGACCCAAAGCAUUCUCGCUCCUCCUACAUGCAGCAGACAUUUCGCAUCCAACUAAGAGCUGGGAUUUGCAUGAAAAAUGGACCUACAUGCUUGUAGAAGAAUUCUUUAAUCAGGGGAUAGAAGUCAGGAACCGAUUCAGUAAAAAGACCAUUUCCAUUUACUGCUACUUGCUGCACAGUUGUAGAAUCGGUUUGUGCGUUUUAGGGUUCAUUAAUUUCAUUGUGAUGCCCACCUUUCAACUAUUGAAGGAAAUGUUGGAAAGGAUUUACAAAGAUGCAAAAAACCAACAACAAAGCCCUGCUUUGUCCAGUAAAGUAGACGUUAACCAGGUGCAAUGCCCUGGUGGUGGAGAGUUUGGAAGGUCCACACUCCUCGUCAAGAAAAAUGCAAAUUUUGUUAACUGCGCUCGCUUUUAUCAUUUACAGAAUUCAAGUGGAUGGAACAACUUCAAGAAAACAGAACCAUCUGGGAAGCACGAGCUAAGCAAGACGCAACAGAACACCCUGUUCCUGAAUAGUAACCAUUCCUGCAUUGUAUUUUUUUCUGCUUCAUAUAUGCGUAAAUAA
Messenger RNA from Hydatigera taeniaeformis, 1728 nucleotides. Lineage: Eukaryota; Metazoa; Platyhelminthes; Cestoda; Cyclophyllidea; Taeniidae. The record is from the annotation of a GenBank genome assembly.